AUGUACGGAUUAAAUAAUGUCGAGAUGUCCAGGAAGUUUUCGAUGUAUCAGAUGUCAGGAAUAGUGGAAUGUAUUGAAAGGGCGCUCAUCAGCCGCAGCUUGUCGGAGAACCUAUAUUGGAAUCGUAAAUGCCCAAUUCUCAAAACUAUUGGAAAUAUGGAGAUUAUGUACGAUGCCGAGAUGUCCACUUCGCCUUCUUCAGUGAACUUCGUGAACUUUCUUAUUUUCAGUUUUUCAACUGUUUUUUGUGUUGAUUUCUUUCUCUGUCCUCGUCGAAGAAGCAACUACUUGGCCUUCCAGGAUGGAUCGGUGGUUUUCAAUGUCAUGAAUAGUGGAAUGGAUUGA
This is a messenger RNA of Caenorhabditis briggsae, 345 nucleotides long. The transcript is spliced from 3 exons. Lineage: Eukaryota; Metazoa; Nematoda; Chromadorea; Rhabditida; Rhabditidae. The record is from RefSeq and is a predicted model, not a curated record. Bases 1 to 345 code for a protein of 114 amino acids.